CGUCUAGUCUGAGAUCAGAAGUCAGUAGUACUAGUAAGUAUUCAAGAAACGUAGGUGUUCUGUUUAUCUCUGACAGCAAGUCCUCGAAAACGAAAGUAAUAAAUUUGAAUAGUACAUUUUUAAAAACGAAGGCUGACUGAAGAACAAUAGCAAAUCCGUUUAUGAGCUUGGUUAUAUUCAGCUUAAAAAAAUUGUGGUGAAACAGAUGUUUUUGGAGUAUGAACAGCAAAAUGGUAGUAGACAUUUACCCACCUAGACAACUGUCAUGUCUUCUUUCCUCCUACUGUUGAAAAUGAAUUUCUCCACACCUCCCUCCAAAUCCGCCUAAACCAUGACGUCAGUAGCGGACUGCAAGAAGAUCAGGAAAAAGCUUUCAGUUAUAUUGGGCAACCAGCCAACAAUCCGGCAACCAGUGAAAAAUGAAAAGGUUCAAGUUGUGGUGCGGUGCAGACCGAUGAAUGAGAAAGAAAAAUCCAAAGGACAUUUAAGUGUGGUUAAAGUAUAUCCAACUAGAGGUGUAGUCGAAAUUUAUGACCCCAAAUAUGAGAAACUGGACCAGUGCAAGAUGUUUGCUUUCGACGCUGUAUACGACUGGAACUGUACGCAACAGGAAAUUUACGAUGAGACAGUUCGCCCACUUGUCAAUGCAGUCCUUAAUGGCUUCAAUGGAACAAUAUUUGCGUAUGGACAAACUGGCACUGGUAAAACAUAUACAAUGGAAGGAAACAAGACUGAUGAAAAUGCCAAAGGUAUUAUUCCUAAAACUUUUGACCAGAUAUUUGACCAUAUCUCAAGAUCUCACAACAUGCAGUAUUUAGUAAGAGCUUCGUAUUUGGAGAUAUAUCAAGAUGAAAUAAGAGAUUUGUUGGAUAAAAAUCCCAAAAAGAAAUAUGAACUGAGGGAAAACAAAGAAAUGGGUGUGUACGUGAAAGACGUUCAGUCAUUUGUAUGCAAAAGUGUGAAGCAGAUAGAGAGAAUAAUGGCAGCUGGCAACCAAAACAGAACCAUAGGGGCGACUGACAUGAAUGAAAGAAGUUCUCGCUCCCAUGCAAUCUUCAUCAUAACCGUGGAGAUGAGUGACACUAAGGGGCCACUGGAAAACCGAGUGAGAGUCGGCAAACUCAAUUUGGUGGACUUGGCUGGAAGUGAGCGUCAGAAUAAAACCAAUUCUGAAGGAAAACGGUUAAAAGAAGCCAGCAAGAUCAACUUGUCACUGACAGCUUUGGGAAAUGUAAUAUCUGCUUUGGUAGAUGGCAAGGGCCAACACAUCCCAUACAGAGAUUCAAAACUCACCCGACUGCUCAGAGAUUCUCUUGGUGGUAACUCGAAGACGUUGAUGGUAGCUAACAUCGGACCUGCAAGUUACAACUACGAUGAAAGCCUCAACACUCUUCGCUAUGCCUCCAGGGCAAGAAACAUUAAGAAUGAACCACGGGUAAAUGAAGAUCCUGUUGAUGCUCUGCUCAGAAAAUAUCAAGAAGAAAUAAAGAGACUGAAGACUCAACUGGCAGAGCGAGCUGCAGCACAAAAAGAACAAAGGCACAAAAGUGGCAAGAAGAAGAGGUCAAGUGUGAAAAUGGACGACUCGGUGAUUUCGAAUCUCUCAAGUGACCUGUCCGAUAUAUUGAAAGAUGAAGACAAUAUAUUGUCAGAAGAAAAUGUAUCCAAAAAGAAACUGGCUAACGACAAAAAGAAUGAGUCGGAGGUGGAGAAGGAGUACGUCGAGGAAUUGAUGAAACGCAUUCAGUCAAUGGAAAGCAAAUUAUUGCGAGGAUCUACUAACAUUCUGGACCACACCCAUGAGCAACAGAAGGCGCUGGAGGCAAGGGCCAUUGAGAUCAGAGAGCGAAAGCAAAGAGAACAAGAAAUACAGCAGAUGUUGGAAAUGCAAGAAGAGACUGCAGUUGAGAUCAAAGAAGAAUACUCAAACCUACAGCAGGAGGUAGAAAUGAAAUCAAAGAAACUCAAGAAAAUGUACCACAAGCUACAAAAUAUUCAACAAGAAAUCUUCGAUGUCACUGAAGAGUUUAAUACGGACAGGCGGGAAUUGGAAAUGACUCAAAAUGAAUUACUCAAAGAUCUGAAACUCAGACUGGUAAUAAUUGAAAACUUCAUUCCACAUGAAGAAAGGAGGCGGAUUUUAUCCAGACUGUUUUUCGAUGAGGGGUUGGAUGCUUGGAAGAUAAUGCCGGAGUCUGAACCGGCACAGGUCCUGGCUAAACCUCAGUGCGUCGACUACAUGCGCAAGCCUGUCACUCUCUACACGGUGUUCACUCGAAGAAAAGUUAACCACAUGUAUCGCAACGAUCGCUCUGAAGAGAACAGAGAGAAGACGUUCAGGUUUAAGGGAGAAGACAUUUUGGAGCUGGAACUGGUUGGUCCACUGCGAACCACCAGAGACUACGAGAGCCCCAAGAUGUCCCCUGUGCUCAAGUCUAUAUUUGAAGCAGCUCUGCAAGUGGAAGAAGACAUUGAUGUCGAUGCGGCCAAUCCUUCUUUCAGAAUCAACUCUGCUAGGACAAGACCCAUGUCUCGCUCUGGAUUGGUUCCACCCCCUUCCCGACAGCUCUCCAAACCUUACAAGGGUAUCGCUACACACACCGCCCCAGCUCCGGUAUAUCCUAAGGCUCGGGGUUGGGUCCCCAAAUAACACAUUGUUCACAUUUCAACUCACCUAAUAUGUUGCAUUUCUAGUGUUUUCGUUCUAGUCACUUAGGUCUAAGUUUAAAUUUAAAUUAUGCAAUUUGUAUAAUUUAUUUCUCUUUUAUUCCUUUGAGACUUCUUUUGUUACGGUUGCUCUCUACAUACCCAGUGUAAUACCAGAGCCAAAGAUCUAUUUAUUCCUAAUGGUUUUUGUAAUGCUUGAACAUCAUUCCUUUUUCCUUCAAGCUGAGGAGCUCUCUUAAGCCAGUACGGUACCAGAGAGUCGGUUAUUCAUUGUUAUGUGGUUGUUUCGAUAUGUGCUUCAAGUUACAUAUUUUACAUCAUAUUUACCAUAUUUUAUCCCUAAUUAUAUGAUUCCUAAUAUUAUUCAACUCAGUACGUUAAAACUUAUGUGAUAGUUCAAGUGAAUGUUGUAAAUACACUCAUUUGCUUUUUCAAUUCACUGUUUACUUAAGUUGUAGGGUUUGUUACAAUAACAUUGGUUGUACACUUAUGACCUUUUUAUUAAUAUUUACUAUUUGCUUUAUACUAAAUUUACCUUUUUUUAUUGUUUCAACUCAAAGAACUGAUAUGAGAAAGUCUUUUGUUACCAGUUCAGAUACUUGUGAGUUACCAUUAUUUUUUUUUGUUUUUGUAGGCACAUACAUCCUAGUUAGAGAAAAUUGUUUUUAUAUAAUUGUUGUAGUAUUUGUUUUGUUACAUUUGUAACUUUAGUUAAAAGAAUAACAUGCCUGUGGUCAAUUGUUUUUUUGUAUUUUUUGUGUCAUUAGCAUUCCAUGGUAUAUUUUGAAUGCCAGAGUAAUCUUGAUUUUAAACUUUUAUAAGGAAUGUUAACAAGUAUUUUAUUAAGUUUGAUUAUUCACUAUUGAAUGUAUGGUUAUUUUUGAAUUAAUUUGAUGUUUACAUUCCACGGUGUAUGCCUUAUGCCAUUGAAAUUUUAUUUUAAGAUUUCACAAGGUUUUUAAGACUAUUAAGUUUGCUAAAUCAAAAUUAUAAAUUAUGACACAAUUAAACUUUUGUACUUAUACUG
Homalodisca vitripennis (glassy-winged sharpshooter) is the source of this 3694-nucleotide messenger RNA. Its product is annotated as kinesin-like protein KIF3B. The record is from RefSeq and is a predicted model, not a curated record. Gene Ontology annotation, molecular function: microtubule binding; microtubule motor activity; ATP binding. Bases 332 to 2650 code for a protein of 772 amino acids. The transcript is spliced from 18 exons. Lineage: Eukaryota; Metazoa; Arthropoda; Insecta; Hemiptera; Cicadellidae. Gene Ontology annotation, biological process: microtubule-based movement.